AGAUGUGGACCAGUCCAACUCAUUGUUCUUGAGCCUUAAGCUGGGACAAGCCAUGGCUACAGUAGUGGUACAUGUAGACUCCAAAGCUGAGCUCACUGCCCUGCUGGAGCAGUGGGAGGACCAUGGCAGUGGGCAGGAUAUGGUACCUAUCCUUACUAGGAUGUCAGAAUUAAUUGAAAAAGAAACUGAAGAAUAUCAUAAAGGAGAUCCAGACCCAUUUGAUGAUCGACAUCCUGGUCGAGCUGAUCCAGAGUGUAUGCUGGGCCACUUGCUGAGAGUAUUCUCCAAGAAUGAUGAUUUCAUGAAUACACUGAUGAAUGGGUAUGUGAUGACAAGUAGAGAGCCUCCUUUAAAUACUGCAGCCUGCAGACUCCUACUGGACAUCAUGCCAGGUCUAGAAACUGCAGUUGUCUUUCAAGAAAAGGAAGGGAUUGUUGAAAAUCUUUUCAGCUGGGCCCAAGAGGCUGAUCAGCCACUGAGGACAUAUUCUACAGCACUGUUGGGAGGUGCUAUGGAAAAUGAAGAGAUUGCUGCAAGCUACAGAGAUGAAAAUUCACAGCUGGUGGCAACAGUGCUUCGCAGACUGAGAGAGCUCCAAGUUCAGGAAGUGGCUUUGCGGCAGGAAGGUGAGUGUCCUAGUCCACAGAAGCUUUCAUCAGAGCCUCCUUUACCUCUGGAUGAGGAAGCUGUGGAUAUGGACUAUGGUGACACUGCAGUAGAGGUUGUGAACAGAGAGCAAGAAACUUCUAGAGAUAUGGAAAAUUCCUUUCCUCUGGAAUUAAGUCAGAAGGCCAGUUGUAGAGUAAACGCAGCAACUAAGCCUGAGGAAGCCUCAGGAUCUGCAAAGCAUGGUGACAGAGAGAAUGUGAGAAGGGCCCAGCAGAAGUUGGGUUUCUCACCUUCUGAGGCAGAUGGUGUGUUUGCUGAGCUGUCCAAUAGCAGCUGGUCAGAAAUGUCCCCCUGGGUGAUUGGCACCAAUUAUACCCUCUAUCCACUGACUCCCACUAUUGAACAAAGGCUUCUUUUCCAGUACCUGACCCCUGUAGGAGAGUAUCAGGAGUUACUUCCCACAUUCAUGCAACUUGGAUGCCGAGAAUUGAUGAUGUUUUAUAUUGAUCUGAAACAGACUAAUGAUGUCCUGCUUACUUUUGAGGCACUCAAGCUCCUAGCAUCUCUCCUGAUGCAUAACAAAUUUGCCAUAGACUUUGUUGCACAUGGCGGAGUACAGAAAUUACUGGAAAUUCCUAGGCCUUCUAUGGCUGCAACUGGUGUAUCUAAGUGCUUGUAUUACCUGUCCUCCAACCAGGAUGCUAUGGAAAGAGUUUGCAUGCAUCCCUACAGUGUUCUAUCUGAUGUGGUGAACUAUGCCCUAUGGUUAAUGGAAUGUUCUCAUGCUUCAGGAUGCCGCCAUGCUACAAUGUUUUUCUCAGUUUGCUUCACAUUCCGGGCUGUCUUGGAGCUUUUUGAUCGUUAUGAUGGUCUGCGUCGCCUAGUGAACUUGAUCAGUACUUUGGAGAUUUUAAAUAUGGAAGACCAGGAUGUACACGGGAGUGAAGAUAAAAUAUUUGCUACCUGCCAAAGAGGCAAACAUACCUGCAUGGCUCUGCGAAAGUAUUUUGAGGCUCAUUUGGCCAUUAAACUGGAACAAGUCAAGCAGUCACUUCAGAGGACUGAGGGUGCUAUUCUUGUGCACCCUCAACCUCCAUCCAAGGCAUGCUCAUACGCUCGUGAGCAGAUUGUGGAAAUGAUGGAGAUUUUGAUAGAAUAUGGCCCAGCUCUGCUGUAUUGGGAACCUGCUGAAGUCUUCCUCAAGCUUUCCUGUGUGCAGCUCUUGUUGCAGCUUAUUUCCAUCGCCCGUAAUUCAGAGAUCUAUUUUGCAAGGAUUGACACUGUGCGCUUUGCUUUGGAUGUCCUGGCUAUCCUCACUGUGGUGCCAAAAAUCCAGCUCCAAUUAGCAGAGUCGGUGAAGGUCUUGGAUGAGCAUGGCUCUACUGUAUCCACUGUAGGUAUCAGCAUUAUUUUGGGAGUGGCUGAAGGUGAAUACUUUAUCCAUGAUGGUGAAAUUCAGAAGUCAGCCCUUCAAGUAAUCAUCAAUUGUGUAUGUGGCCCAGAUAACGGAAUGUCCAGUAUUGGUAAAUUUACCUCUGGAACUCCUCAGAGAAAGCUGUUUCAGACCCCCACGAGCAUUGAGCAUACCCUGGCCAAGAUGUGGAAUGUGGUCCAGUGCAAUGAUGGCAUCAAGGUGCUUCUGUCCCUUUUGUCCAUCAAGAUGCCCAUCACAGAUGCAGACCAGAUCAGGGCCCUGGCCUGCAAGGCCCUAGUGGGCUUGUCUCGAAGUAGCACUGUUGGACAGAUUAUCAGCAAAUUGCCCCUGUUUAGUAGCUGCCACAUUCAACAGCUGAUGAAGGAGCCAGUGCUACAAGACAAGCACAGCGACCAUGUCAAGUUCUGCAACUAUGCAGCUGAGCUCAUUGAGAGAGUAUCAGGAAAGCCUCUUCUGGUUGGCACUGAUGUGUCACUGGCCCAACUACAGAAAGCAGGUAUUGUUGCCCAGUCAAGGAUCUCCUUCCCUGAGAAAGAACUGCUCCUGUUGAUAAGAAACCAUCUCAUUUCUAAAGGGCUUGGAGAGACAGCCACUGUGCUGACCAGAGAGGCUGACUUGCCCAUGACUGCAGCCUCACAUUCUUCUGCCUUCACCCCAGUGACUGCUGCUGCUUCUACUGCCUCUCUUCCCCAGACUCCUCGGAUUGUCAAUGGCAUUGCUGGUCGACUGGCCAACCAUGCAGCUGUGGGUGCUUCUGCCCUUUCUGCUCAUCCUGCUGAUCCUCGGUCAUGCGCAGUUCAGGAUUCAUUGGAUUUGCCUGGCCCAUCAUCUGCAGGCAACUCCACUUUUAAUGGCAGGAGCAGUUUUAUGAGAGAGAGAGCAUCACUGUGCAAUGACAGGAAAGUUCAAGUGUUGCAGCAGGAGUCUGACCACGACACUAACAGCCAGAGCCCUGCUGUAAACACACAAUUGGAUAGACAACUUCCUUCUCCACCAACACUGGACAGUAUCAUCACAGAGCAUCUUAGGGAGCAACAUGCUCGCUGCAAGAACCCCAUUGCCACCUGUCCACCUUUUUCUCUCUUUACUCGUCACCAGUGUCCUGAGCCAAAACAGAGGAGGCAAGCACCAAGAAACUUUACCUCAAGGGUAAACUGCAGGGCAUUGUUUCCAAAAUAUGGAGGAGUAGAUGGAGGAUGCUUUGAUAGGCACCUUAUCUUCAGCAGAUUUCGUCCAAUUUCAGUAUUCCGGGAAGCUCAUGAAUAUGAGAGUGGCUUUACAUGUUGUGCAUUUUCUGCCCAGGAGAGGUUCCUGAUGCUCGGUACCUAUACAGGGCAGCUGAAGCUCUACAAUGUAUUUAGUGGACUGGAAGAGGCCAGCUAUAACUGUCACAACUCAGCCAUCACACACCUUGAACCUUCCAGGGAUGGGACCUUACUUCUGACAUCUGCCACUUGGAGCCAGCCUUUGUCUGCACUUUGGGGGAUGAGGUCAGUAUUUGAUAGGAAGCAUUCCUUCCCAGAAGAUCAUUAUGUUGAGUUCAGUAAGUACUCUCAGGAUCAGGUCAUAGGCACCAAAGGAGACAUUGCCCAUAUUUAUGACAUUGAGACUGGCACCAAGCUGUUGACUCUGUUUAACCCAGAUCUUGCCAACAACUACAAGAGGAACUGUGCCACCUUUAAUCCUACAGAUGAUCUUGUCUUAAAUGAUGGGGUCCUCUGGGAUGUCCGCUCUGCACAGGCCAUCCACAAGUUUGACAAGUUCAACAGGAAUCUCAGUGGUGUUUUCCAUCCCAAUGGGCUGGAGGUCAUCAUCAACACAGAGAUUUGGGACCUUCGAACUUUCCAUCUUUUACACACAGUUCCUGCUCUGGAUCAAUGUCAUGUGGUGUUUAACCACACAGGGACAGUGAUGUAUGGAGCAAGGUUGCAGGCAGAUGAUGAAGAUGACUUCUUGGAAGAGAGGAUGAGGAGCCCCUUUGGGUCAUCCUUCCGAACAUUUAAUGCAACUGAUUACAAACCCAUAGCAACGAUUGAUGUGAAACGGAACAUCUUUGACCUGUGUACAGACACCAGAGAUUGCUAUCUUGCUGUCAUUGAGAAUCAAGGCAGUAUGGAUGCCCCUGACAUGGACACAGUAUGCAGGCUUUAUGAAGUGGGCAGGCAGCGUCUGGCAGAGGAAGAAGAUGAAGAGGAGGACUCUGAAGAGGAAGAACUGGAGGAAGAGGAUGAGGAUGAAGAUGAUGAUGAUGAUGAUGAUGAUGAUGAUGAUGAUGACACUGAUGAUGGAGAGGAACUUCACACUGACAGGCGGCUGGAGUCAGAAAUGGAGGAGGCUGUCAAUAGUGAGAACUCAGGACAGGAUGGGGACAAUGACUUCUCUCCCUCUGAUGAGGAGCUAGCAAGCCUAGAGGAGCGAGAGGAGGGGGAAGUUGAAGACUCUGAUGCAGAGGAGGAACUGGAAGUGAUCCUGGUGGAGGACAGCUCAGACAACUCUGAUUUGGAAGAUGACAUCAUCUUAUCUCUGAAUGAGUGACUUGCCAGUCCCCAUUUGGAAGAGAACCUUGGCAGGUGAGAGAAACUGAGUGAAUGGAUUCAGAAAACCUGCCUUUUGCUGCCCCCUGGGAUAUAUGUUGAGGAACUGUAUUCCCUGCAUUUGAGGACUAUGAUUUAGAGUCUCCCUGGAAUCUGAGGGCCCUUCUAAAAGCAAUA
This is a messenger RNA of Peromyscus eremicus (cactus mouse), 4755 nucleotides long. RefSeq names its product DDB1- and CUL4-associated factor 1-like. The record is from RefSeq and is a predicted model, not a curated record. Gene Ontology annotation, cellular component: Cul4-RING E3 ubiquitin ligase complex; nucleus. Bases 53 to 4579 code for a protein of 1508 amino acids. NCBI's taxonomy places the organism in Eukaryota, Metazoa, Chordata, Mammalia, Rodentia, Cricetidae. The transcript has a single exon. Gene Ontology annotation, molecular function: nuclear estrogen receptor binding; histone H2AT120 kinase activity. Gene Ontology annotation, biological process: protein ubiquitination.